AUGCAAAAAAGUUAUUAUUCAUCAUGGAAUAAUUCACUAAACCAAUUCCAAAUAGAGUUUUUUGUACCAGCAAAUGCACCCAGCGGCAUUAUACCAUUUACAAUAAUGUCACCAACUGGUGACUAUAUUCACUCCCAAUUUUUACAAGAUGAUCAGCAACUUAGAGUUACAUCAAAAAAUGUAGAUGUAUUAGGUCCAAUAAUAACUAGUAUUAAACCUUUCACUGUCGAAAAUAUGGGUAUUGGGUGGGAAAUAGUAAUAAGUGACCCUAUUAAUGGUUUUUUAAAUGGUCAUUUCCAAAUCAGAGGGGAUAUUGACUCCUCAGUAUAUAAUAUUACUUUAAUAAACAAUGAACUAAUUAAAGGAGACAUAUGGAAUGGAACGUACAAAAUUUUUAUCAACUUAACAUCUGAUCCAUGCUUUACCCAAUCCUACACCAUAUAUUCAAUUGAACUAAAUGACUACCAAUUCAUUAAAAGUCAAUUUUCAAAAUCACCAAGC
This is a messenger RNA of Dictyostelium purpureum, 501 nucleotides long. RefSeq lists its product as uncharacterized. Lineage: Eukaryota; Evosea; Eumycetozoa; Dictyosteliales; Dictyosteliaceae. Gene Ontology annotation, biological process: sexual reproduction. The record is from RefSeq and is a predicted model, not a curated record. The annotation marks the transcript as partial. The transcript has 2 exons.